CAUUAUCAUUAUCAUUAUCAUUAUCAUUAUUAUUAUUAUUAUUGUUAAGGCCUAAAGCGUCUUUUGUGAUUCCAUGAACCCUAUUAACUUCAAGGGAAAAGCCAUGGGUACGACGUUGAUGUUCUUUCCAUUUUAUAAAGGUCCAUUGGUCUUUUAUGAACGAAUCAACCGUGACGAGAAGACCCCUGGGAUACAUUACUGUUAACGAGUCAUUUGUUGAGGAAUGCAGUUUUGAAAGUGCAUCAGGCCUUUGUCCGAAAUGGAAUACUGGAGGAAAGUGGAAGUUUUCCAGUCGGAAUAAACUAUCUGGUCACAACGGCUAUUUUGCUUAUGCAGGUGGCUCUCCGUAUACUGUCAAACUUGAAACUCCGUUAAUUUCGGCUGGGGACUCUGUGCGAUUAUGUCUGACCUUUCGCUAUUCAAUGCGAGGUCAAUCCGGUUCCAGUCUCAACGUGAGCCUGAAAUCAGUUCAUGAUGAAAGCGAAGUUCUUAUCUAUAACUUGUUUGGUUAUCAUGGAGACACUUGGUCAAAGGCUCAAGUUUCGUGGACGGAAACAAAGGAUUCAAAGAUCGUGUUCAGAGGCUUUACAAACAGUGUUGAUGAAUUUGCCAUUGGCAUCGAUGACGUGAAAAUUUUUACCAGCAACUGUGAAGUGUACCCUGUGUUCUCUUCUCCAGGUAAGACAUUAUGCUCAAGAAUAUACAAAAAAAUGCACGAUAUCAAAUUGUUGUUCUUGUCGCACUUGUAAGCACACCACAGAUCAAGGACUUUUCAAUUUUCUACACAUCCGGUUAUGCACAGUGCAAAGGUGCAAUUAGGUGCAAGUUUGAAUUUGAUUACGAUGGGGUCAUUUCCAUUCUCACUCUGCGGUAGGAUCUUGUUCAGGACUCACUGGUGGAUUUUACGCCAAUAAUUGUAUUGGUUAAAAGCAUAGAAAGUUUCCAUUUUAAUUUAUCUCGUCCAGCAUUCUCCGAAAUUUGAGAAAAACACCCCACAUUUUUACACUUUAUAGAUUGGAUUUCAUUAUCAAUCUCCAAACAAGAAAGUAGACUAAACUUAAGAGGUCAACAAAGAUAAACUAAAGUCUUGUGUACGAUCAGUAUCACCAUGCUUGGAGUAUAGUUAUUCUCAA
Molecule: messenger RNA, 1133 nt
Organism: Orbicella faveolata
Lineage: Eukaryota; Metazoa; Cnidaria; Anthozoa; Scleractinia; Merulinidae
Biological process (GO): adenylate cyclase-activating G protein-coupled receptor signaling pathway; hormone-mediated signaling pathway; protein phosphorylation
Cellular component (GO): plasma membrane
Molecular function (GO): protein kinase activity; protein binding; G protein-coupled peptide receptor activity
Source: RefSeq, a predicted model, not a curated record